AUCCAAUGAGUAGCUGGGAGGCCUGAGCACUAAGAGGGACAAGACUUGACAGCACAGAUAUGAACCGUAGAUAACAAGGAGCCUGUGGAAGUACAGGGGCUACAGGACUGCAUGAUGGACAAUAUCUUGGCCCCAGGUCCUGAGCUCUGCUCAGAAGGCCAAAGGCCUCUGUGGACUGACAGUAUUUGGAACUUAAACAGCCAUCGUUGUUAGUAUGGUUCUGGUGAAUACACUGCUAUCUGCACUUGACCUUGGGACACUUUUUAAAAAGCUGUAGCCUCAGGGGAAACAAGAGGGGAGAGAGGCAGCAGUCGAGUGGAGGAGGCGUAGAGGGAGGCAGCAUACAGAGCCGGUUCCAUGUCUGACAUCUGAGUUCCUCUGCUCUGUGUGGAUGUGUGUUUGUGUGCUGGUUGCUUCAUAUCGCUCGGCUCACUAGCUGCGUGGGACGGAUCGGACUGUUUCCCGACCCCCCUUCACAUCCUACCCUUGACUUUCCUUACUAGUCCCCCCCCUCCAUCCCCACCUCUUCCUUGGCACCCAUCCACCUACCCGCCGACCCACCGAGGGACCCCUCUGCCGGCCCCAUGAUGAAGGAGGAGGGCCUGCUGAGCCGCCGCCGCUUCUCCACAUGCGGCGGGACAUCCUCUCUGCGACCUCCACACCCGGACGGACGCAAACUCAUCCGCAAUGCCUCCUUCGGGGGCUAUAACGAGCUGUCACCCCUCGCGCUGCCAGGGUUUGAGAGGGUGAAGGAGGACCUUUUGCCUCUGCCUUUGAAAGAGGACUCACAUUCCAUUUCUAAGAGCAAGUCUGAAACAAAGCUGUACAAUGGGUCAGACAAAGAUGUGUCAGCGUCUGGAGGGAAGCUCACCAAGAAAGAGUCUCUUAAGGUGCAGAAGAAAAACUACAGGGAAGAAAAGAAAAGGGCAACCAAGGAGCUGCUCAGCACCAUCACCGAUCCCUCUGUCAUUGUCAUGGCCGACUGGCUGAAGAUCCGGGGUACUUUAAAAAGUUGGACCAAGUUGUGGUGUGUGCUGAAACCAGGUGUCCUUCUCAUCUAUAAAACCCACAAAAACGGCCAGUGGGUGGGAACAGUACUGCUCAAUGCCUGUGAGCUGAUCGAGAGGCCUUCCAAGAAGGAUGGCUUCUGCUUCAAGCUCUUUCACCCGUUGGAACAGUCCAUCUGGGCUGUCAAGGGUCCUAAAGGAGAGGCAGUGGGUUCCAUUACCCAACCAUUACCCAGCAGCCACCUCAUCUUCCGCGCUGCCUCAGAGUCUGAUGGUCGAUGCUGGAUGGAUGCCUUAGAGUUGGCCCUGAAGUGCUCCAGCCUGUUGAAGAGGACCAUGAUCCGUGAGGGCAAGGAGGACAUGAGCACAGUAGGUAGUGGUGGAGAACACUCCAUUAACUUCUACAGCCUCCUGCGAGCCCACAACAUGCACGGAUUCCAGUUUAAUGACAGCGACCAUUUGAAAGACCCAGACCUGUACUCAGACAAGUCAGACCGGGAAGGUGAGCAGGACCAUGAGGAGUCAGACCCAGAAGGUUUGGAGAAGAGUGAGGAGAGUGACAGCGACACGUCAGAGCGUCAAGAUGACUCCUACAUAGACCUGGACCCCAACGAACACCUGCGGGAGACCCCGUACCUGGAGCAGUCUCAUGAAGAACUGGGAGAGGCUGGCGAGGCUGCUCAGACAGAAACGGUAUCAGAGGAGAAUAAGUCUCUGAUCUGGACUCUGCUGAAACAGGUCCGGCCUGGUAUGGACCUGUCUAAGGUGGUCCUGCCCACUUUCAUCCUGGAGCCAAGGUCCUUUUUGGACAAACUCUCUGACUACUACUACCACGCAGACUUUCUCUCAGAGGCUGCUGUCGAAGAAAACGCCUACAACCGAAUGAAGAAGGUGGUGAAGUGGUACAUCUCCGGGUUUUACAAGAAACCAAAGGGGUUGAAGAAGCCAUACAACCCCAUUAUAGGAGAAACGUACCGCUGCAUGUGGCUCCACCAAAAGACCAACAGCAAAACCUUCUACAUUGCAGAACAGGUAUCCCAUCAUCCUCCAGUGUCGGCCUUCUAUGUAAGCAACAGAAAGGACGGAUUCUGCCUCAGUGGGAGCAUCCUCGCCAAGUCCAAGUUCUAUGGAAACUCGCUGUCGGCGAUAUUAGACGGAGAGGCUCGGCUCACCUUUCUCAACAGAGGAGAGGAUUAUGUGAUGAACAUGCCCUACGCUCACUGCAAAGGGAUCCUGUACGGCACCAUGACGCUAGAGCUGGGGGGCUCCAUCACCAUCGCCUGUGAAAAAACAGGCUACAGUGCUCAGCUGGAGUUCAAACUCAAGCGGCAGCCAUUCCUGGGCAGCAGUGACAGUGUCAAUCAGAUCUCUGGAAAGAUCAAGCUGGGAAAAGAGGUGUUGGCUACACUAGAAGGACACUGGGACAGUGAGAUCUUCAUCAAUGACAAGAAGACGGGGACGAUGGACACCUUCUUUAAUCCGACACCCGACCUGAGGCAGAGUCGGCUGACGCGCUGCACAGUCCCACCUGAGGAACAGGGAGAGUUCGAGUCAGAAAGACUGUGGCAGCAUGUGACCCGGGCCAUCAAUAACAAGGACCAGACCGAGGCCACCAAUGAGAAGUUCAUUCUGGAGGAAGCUCAGAGGAAGUCUGCUCGUGAGCGCAAAGCCAAAUGUGAGGAGUGGAUCCCUGCACUGUUUGAGCAGGACCCCGUCACUGGAGAGUGGCAUUACAGAUAUGCAGACACAAGGCCUUGGGAUCCACUAAAUGAUCUGAUCCAGUUUGAGAAAGAUGGCUGCAUCCAGACCAAGGUCCGACACCGCACCCCUAUGGUACGUUCUGGCAGUCUUAUUAGUCUGAGUAACCAGGGGCCGCGGAGGGACAAUUGCAAGUGCCAGGUAACGGUGCCAAAGAGGAAACACAAGAGUGACAAACCCAAGAGUCCAGAGAGCGGCUGCUCUUCACCUGAACCCGACCGCCAGGACUCCUCUGGCAGCGAACGACACAAAAGCAAACACAACAGUCGUUUGAGGAAAAAAGGAGCCGACCUCAGUGAACUUCAAAGUGCCAUUGAAUCCAUAAAGCAGACGCAGGAGGACAUAAACAGGAGCAUCAGCGUGCUGCGGAGUCGUGCGGUCGGUCGACCAGAGGGAAGCUCCUUCCUCCAACAGCGCGACUACGUCAUCAUCGUUUUCCUCAUCCUCCUCCAGGUCCUCAUCAACUUCGUCUUCAAGUAGCAGCCGUCGCAGCCAGACAGGACGACGCUCCGAACACACAGGCGCCCUCCCGACAGACCGUGUUGCAGAGGGGGACUUGAACUUUGACCUCUCACAUUAAGUAAUUACACCAGUCUCCUCCGACUCUCUCCUUCUCUGUUUUUUCACUGUAUCGUCACAUGAGACUUUCUAAAGGAACGGAGACGUUUUUAACCGUGUAUUUAUUUUUAACCGCUCCAUUCCAAAACUCUGCAGCGAUCCAGAGACUGAGGUGAGUUUGAUGUGAUGAGGUCUCGACUGCCACUCUGGAGCUUGUUGAUUUGCCUUGAUGUGAGAGGCAAAGACAGGAGCCGUUUUUUUAGCUGAUGUUUGUUUUUGUUUUUUGUUUUUUUUGUCUUUUUCUGAUGGGAUGAAACUACUCUGUCGGUUCACAUUUCACCUGUAAGGACAGAUAAUAUCUUCACACAGAGAUCAGUACCAUUACUUUAAUAGUAAUGUUAAAAAUCUCUUUAGUUUUAAUGUUUUUUUUUAAAUUGUUUUGAUUGUUUGCUUAUGUGUCUUUCUGUGAAUAGAUUGUCUGCUCGCAGCAAAAAGCGGCGAUAAGGGAGAGUACAGGAAAAACAAAGUGGUCCAACAUAUGUGACUUUUAUUUUUUUAUCGUCAAAUACUUUCAUAUCGGUAGGAUACGGAUCAAGAAGUCAAAUAACACAUGUAAUGUCUAAAGGAACAGAAGCUAUAAUUUCUGCUGUACAAUAAGUCCACCUUUUGCAUACAAAGUCAGUGUUUAAGAAUAAGUCCGAUGUUUGACACAUUGUAUAGGUAGCAUGUACAGACAAAGGAGCGUGGGUAGGAGAUUAGCUCUAUGUACAGUAUUUUGUCUUAAUGCACAAAUGCACUGGAAAUGUCAUGUCUGUGUUGUAAAUCACGUUAUCAGCUCAACAUUCUUACACAUUUCUGCUCUGUGAAGGUUUGGAGCUUCAACAGAGGGUCAAAGAAUGGGGGUUUUUGACACAUGUGAAGGAUUCUGAUGCACAGUUACAUUCAUUAAACUGCUCCGAAAUAAGAGGUUAGCCCUAGGAUGGCAAAUGGAAUACAACAGAUGCGUGGAAUUUAAGAUCAAUUUUUCAAUCCAGGAAGUCAAAAUUUGCCACUUUUUUGCUCGGCUGGAUAAGGAUACAAACACUUACCUUCCAUUUGUUGUUGAUGUUAAACCUAUGACCUGCAGCCACUUAGCAUCACUUAGCAUCAAGACUGGGAUCAGUUAGCCAUAUGUUCAUUGAAUCUGUGCGAAAAUGAUAUCUAA
Sphaeramia orbicularis (orbiculate cardinalfish) is the source of this 4527-nucleotide messenger RNA. RefSeq names its product oxysterol binding protein-like 8 (gene osbpl8). The coding region runs from base 585 to 3245 and encodes 886 amino acids. NCBI's taxonomy places the organism in Eukaryota, Metazoa, Chordata, Actinopteri, Kurtiformes, Apogonidae. The record is from RefSeq and is a predicted model, not a curated record. The transcript is spliced from 23 exons. Gene Ontology annotation, cellular component: cortical endoplasmic reticulum; cytosol; membrane. Gene Ontology annotation, molecular function: cholesterol binding.